Messenger RNA from Cylindrotheca closterium, 729 nucleotides. The record is from the annotation of a GenBank genome assembly. Lineage: Eukaryota; Bacillariophyta; Bacillariophyceae; Bacillariales; Bacillariaceae.
AUGAGAACUACCAGUUGCAUCUUCCUCUUUACAACUCUUGCUCAAGUAGCUCAAGGUUUUUCCAGCUCACAUGAUAAUGCUUCUAUUCGUAGUAGUACCAGCGCCACCUCUGCAACUCCAGCUGCUGUGAUGGACGAAGCCGAAGCAUUUUCCAAGUCAACCUUUCCCAUUGCCCCUGAAAAUCUCAUUGCCCGGGCGAAAGAGGUCCUUGGGCCUGAAAUCGGUAUUGGAACACAGGAUGGCGGCGAAUGCCUGGCCAAUGAUUUUCAAUUCUGUGCCGCUGUUGUCGGGCCCAUUCCCAAGGACGAAUAUCUGGGUGCCUUGGGAACCUUCAAGCUGGAGGAUUCCUUCGAGAUUCAACAGAACCUUUUUGGAUUCACUGUCGAUCCAAUGCAACCAAAUAGAGUAUGGUUUUUUGACCGACAGACGGCAAAGCAUGUGAAUACGUUUAAUGGGGUCGAAGCCACUGGAAAACAACUUGAAAUGCCUCCUCAGCUAUAUCACGUGGAUUUCAACGACGAUGGAAAAGUAACGGAAUUUGGAUUCUACACCGUCGACAGACAACAAGGAAAUACUGGAGGUCUUGGAGGUGCUUUUGGAUACUUCUAUGGUGUAGGAAAGCCCCUUCCUAUUCGUGAAGCACAACCUUUCAAGCCCUCUUUCCGAUACCGUGUUUUGAUGGGACUGGGUAAUUUGGCGAAGAAACUACAAAAGAAGAAGGAAGAUUGA